AUGAAACAAUUGCUCACUGUAAUUACCUCUCUCCGCAAAUUGAAUGCAGAUCUAAGCAACGUAAUCGAUGUGAUAAACAAUUUAAUUGGGCAAAUUAGAGAAGUCGAGUCCUUGGAUCCCUCAGAACUUGUAGUCAAAACCUUGGGCCUACUGUAUCUAAGUGCUUCCGAAGAAAUGGAGAAGUUAAAAGUAAUAUAAAUCAUAUUUCCAACGUUUUCUAGGAAUUUAUGGACAAGCUUGCGGGAUUCAUUCAAAUUCUGACCGAGAAAUUAAUGGAUUCUGAGGAAAUUCCAUCUGAAACAUACCUAAAUGACAUCACCAUCCUUCUACAACAUCUUUCAAUGAUCUACAAUGAGCAUACGAAGGUGAUUGAUCAACUGCACGAUCCUAAAGUACGGAAUUUCGAGCCGUUUUCGACAAAAUUGAAUAUAAUCGAAGGUGAUUAUGAUGUUGUUUGCGCAUUACAACGACUUCGCUCAGAUCUCACAUUAUAUAAAGGUGACCAAUAG
Bursaphelenchus xylophilus (pine wood nematode) is the source of this 509-nucleotide messenger RNA. The record is from the annotation of a GenBank genome assembly. NCBI's taxonomy places the organism in Eukaryota, Metazoa, Nematoda, Chromadorea, Rhabditida, Aphelenchoididae.